Vicia villosa (hairy vetch) is the source of this 1516-nucleotide messenger RNA. RefSeq names its product F-box/kelch-repeat protein At3g06240-like. Bases 326 to 1468 code for a protein of 380 amino acids. The record is from RefSeq and is a predicted model, not a curated record. The transcript has a single exon. Gene Ontology annotation, molecular function: protein binding. NCBI's taxonomy places the organism in Eukaryota, Viridiplantae, Streptophyta, Magnoliopsida, Fabales, Fabaceae.
UCUCUAAACAUUCUUUCCUCCUCUUGCAUCUCACUUCUUACCCAUCAAAUAACCCAUAAAAUCUUCAAAAUCUUCAAAACCUUCGUACCCACAUGCCCACAAACACCCAGAAAAUCUUCAAGAUCUCCAGAUAUUCUCGAAGACCCUCAAACCCUCAUCACAAAAUAUCCAGAAAAUCUUCAAGAUCUUCAGAUAUUCUUCAAGACCCUCAAACCCUCAUCACAAAAUAUCUAGAAAAUCUUCAAGAUCUCCAUAUAUUCUUGAAGACCUUCAAACCCUCAUAAAUAUCUAUAAAAUCUUCAAGAUAUCCGAACCUUAUUUGUUGAUGAUGGAGAAAUGUAUGAAUGAAAAGGUAAGGAGUUACAUACCAGAUGAUCUUGUAUUUUGUAUUCUAUCAAAACUCCCUUUAAAAUCUUUGAAGCGAUUUACAUGCGUACGCAAAACAUGGUCUGUUUUAUUUGAAAACCCCACUUUUAUGAACAAGUUCCGCACUGAUUUUUUAUCUAUUCCUCACUCUUACUACAAUGAUACUUCCCUCCUCCUACAACACAAGUAUGUGUAUGAGUCUGAUUAUGCUACAACUUGUGUCUCUUUGAAUUUACUUUCUGGUGAGAGGUAUCAAAAUAGAGUCAAAUUAGACUUUCCAAAUCCAUUUAAAGAUCAAUUUCAAAUUUUGUAUUCCGGUAGUAUUACUGGAAUUUUUUGUCUUCAAUCCAUCGAAUCAUCCGAAGAUAUUGUAUUGUGGAAUCCAACUACUAAUGAAUUCAAAGUGCUUCCUCACAGCUCUAUUAACUUUGUGCGACCUUAUGACCAUUUCAUGCCAAUUAUUUUUGGCUAUGACCCUAUUAAUGACGACUAUAAGAUUAUUAGGAAAUCACAGUAUCCAAGAGAAAUAGCUUGUUAUCCCGUAUGGGAGAUUUAUAGUCUACGACGUAACUUAUGGAGGAAAAUUGAUAUUGAUUGUCCUUAUUGCUUUUGGGACAAUGAAGGACUCUACAUGGAUGGAAUAUGUCACUGGCUUUACCAUUGCUUUGAUAAUGGUGAAUAUUACUUGGUGUCAUUUUAUUUGAGCAAUGAGGUGUAUAUUAAAACAUUCAUACCAUUAGACAUAAUUUUCGAAGACAAAGACAAAUAUGUGGUGGCUAGAAGGUUGUUGAUGCUAAAUGGAUCUGUUGCUUGUUUUACUGGGUACGAGUACCAUGAUAAAACUACCUUUCACAUAUCAUUUUUAGGAGAAAUCGGGGUGAAAGAAUCUUGGACUAAACUUUUUGUUAUUGAACUUGGUCCCAAAUUGUUUCCUAUUGGCGUGGGAAUGAAUGGCGAAACAUUCUUCCAAAACUUAGAUCAUGAACUAGUCUACUUUAAUUUAUGUACACAAAUGAAGGUGGAGCUUGGUUGUGUUGAAAGAAUAUCAGAUUCUACCGAAGUAAUUAUUUAUAAGAAAAACCUUCAUUCGUUUGAAAAUUAAAUCAUUAGUUUGUUUACAUGUAGUUAUUACUGUAUCAUAAAAAGUAGU